This is a messenger RNA of Nelumbo nucifera (sacred lotus), 1954 nucleotides long. Its product is annotated as gibberellin 2-beta-dioxygenase 8-like. The record is from RefSeq and is a predicted model, not a curated record. Lineage: Eukaryota; Viridiplantae; Streptophyta; Magnoliopsida; Proteales; Nelumbonaceae.
ACACAACUUUUCAUUCUUUAUUUGUAUACAUCUUUCACUCUCUUUUAGAUUAGCGUUUAUCUCUUUUUGUCUUCUAAGUUCUAACAUGAUAUGGGUAUUAACUAGAGAAGCAGAGUCUUGAUUUUGUUAAGUAAUAAAUAAGCCCCCUCGGCUCCCUUUCUCUCUCUAGUGUGUGUAUGUGACUCUUCUGAAACCCAGUCCCUUGAUGGAAGUUUUCUCAUCAUAAUUGUUUCCAAAACUAUAGUGGAUAAUGGAAAGAGCUGUUUCAUUUUCUCCAUGUAGCGACCUGUCGAAAAGUAAAGGCAAUGAUAAGCUCCAACACCUUUCCUUCGUCUUAUUCUUCUUAGUUGUUGUUAUCUUCUGUUUCUCUCCUACUAUCUUCAUCAACUUCGCCACCAAGAAAGUAACCAACAAAAGAGACAGGUAACACAAAACCACAUCGAUUGGAGGCCUGAAACGAGAAGCUUGCUCUGCUGUCUUUGAGCUAUAAACAAACCGAACUCACACUGCCGGCGCUCAGAUAAGCUGACGGUAAAGGUGUUGCAUUUUGCUUCCAAGGAGCUGAAAUGGGGGUGGAGGAUGCCAAUGUUUUUGAAACGUUAACGAAGCCACUAAGGAUGGAUGCAGAUCCACCAUUUGAAGAGACCUACAAGACCCUCUUCCAGAACUCCAUUGGAAAAGCAACAGGAGGAAAAGUUAAUGACAUCAUUGAAGAAUGCGAGCUCCCUGUGAUUGAUCUGAGCGGCCUGAAUCGCAGCAAAUCAGAUAGAGAGAAGUGCAAAAGAGAAAUCGCUGAAGCUUCAGCACAGUGGGGUUUCUUUCAGGCCGUGAAUCAUGGGAUACCGAGGGAGAUUUUGGAAAGGAUGCACCAUGAACAGGUGAAACUGUUCCAACAUCCGUUUGAUAAGAAGGCUAGUAAGAAUCUUUUGAACUUCUCUGUGGAUAGUUACCGCUGGGGGACGCCUUCAGCAACUUGUCUGAGGCAGUUCUCGUGGUCAGAAGCCUUCCAUAUUCCACUGACCGAUAUUUCGAAAUCGGUCGAUUCCAACAGUCUCAGCUCAACAAUUAAAGAAUAUGAGGCAACAGUUUCAGUGUUGGCGCAAAGUAUAGCUGCAAUUCUAGCAGAGAAUCUGGGUGUUAAAUCCAACUUCUUUGCGGAAAAUUGCUUGCCCAGCACUUGCUAUCUCCGAAUGAACAGAUAUCCUCCAUGCCCAAUUUCUUCCGAGGUCUUUGGGUUGAUGCCACAUACCGACAGUGACUUCCUCACAAUCUUGUAUCAAGAUCAAGUUGGAGGAUUGCAGCUGGUGAAAGAUGGGAGAUGGAUCACUGUCAAACCAAACCCAGAUGCUCUAAUCGUCAACAUUGGUGAUUUAUUUGAGGCGUGGAGCAAUGGCGUUUACAAGAGUGUUCAACACAGAGUUAUGACCAACAGACAAGUUCAAAGAUUCUCCGUAGCAUAUUUCUUUUGCCCGUCCUACGACACUGUAAUACAGAGUUGCAGAGAGCCCUCGCUUUACAGAAAGUUUAACUUUAGAGAAUAUAGGCAGCAGGUCCAAGAGGACGUCCGGGCGAGAGGCUAUAAGAUAGGGCUUCCUAGGUUUCUCCUUCGAAGCCAGUUGGGUUAAAAACCAGAAAAAAAAAAAAACAUUUUGAGCGUGUUUGGGUUCAGGGUUUUCUUCUCUGCUUAAUUAGAUUAUGUACGUAGGAUAAGAUAUUAUUGCUGUUUGGGGAUCUUUGUUUUCUAUUUUUUUCUUCUUUAGACUUUAGCUGUAUAGCCCUGAACCUUGGGGAACUGGGGAAGAGAGUCUGGCCUGCAUCCAAACAUAUCCCAUAGCUCUUAGGCAACCACAACAAAUAUAUAAUGUCGUAAGGAGAGGGGGUUUAGUUAUGAGUUUUGUUCAAAAUUGGGUUCGAAUUUCGAAAUAGAUUGUCAAGAGGUUGUUUGCUGUUGCAC